AUGGUCAACAUCGCGUCGAGGAUUUACAACUUCCUCGCCCCAGCCGCUAACAAGGGCGAAGAUGGCCGCGACGUCUGGGGCUCGCGUCUAUCCUUCAUCUUUGCGGCAAUGGGCGGUGCAGUCGGACUAGGAAACCUUCUUCGCUUCCCAUCGAUUGUCUACAAUAACCACGGCUUACAAUUCUUCAUCCCAUAUCUGAUUUCUCUCUUUUGCCUGGCGAUUCCAACUUUACUCUUGGAAAUCUCCAUUGGCCAGGCAUACCGAGGUGGAUGUGUCUUGGCUUGGCACCAUGCUCAUCGUCGAGCGAAAGGUGUCGGAUUUGGCGUUGUUUACAUCGGUUACGCCAUCUGCAUUUACUACGUCCCCAUCAUAGCAUGGAUCAUGUCCUACUUCCGUCAUUCCUUCAUCAGCCCCUUACCCUGGGAAGGACGGAAUGAAGACUUCUUUUACGGCGACGUUCUCCAGAACGUGGACCCUAUCCCGGGCAACCUCACUGCCGACGGAUCCGCCGUUCAGGACUACUCAGAUUACCCAGGUAUGGGUAUGAACACUGAAGUCACCUUGUGGAACCUUUUCACCUGGUUCAUCGUUUGGCUUUGCAUGUACAAGGGUGUCGGUCUCAUGGGUCGUGUGGUUUAUUUCACAAUGGCUCUGCCAAUCAUUCUCAUGAUUGUCUUGAUUGGGCGAGGCUGCUCUCUCCCUAAUGCCAUCAAUGGCAUGCGCAUUUACUGGACCGAAUGGCACGGGAACAAGCUCGCUUCAGGAACGAUCUGGCAAGAGGCCUGCGGACAAGUAUUUUUUUCGACAGGAAUUGGGAUGGGCUAUUAUACCUCAUUUGCGUCAUACAAUCAGAAGUACUCCAACGCGGUCCAGGACGCACUCAUCAUCUGUAUCUCAAACUCUCUGAUUGAGAUUAUCGGUUCCAUGUCAGUUUUUGGUGUUGUCGGAUACCUCGGAAUGCAUCCGGACACUAGUGAGCGACUCAACACAUUUGUCGUCGGUUUUCUGACCUAUCCGGAGGCCAUUGCGGAGAUGCCAGGAGCCAACUUCUGGGGCGUCCUGUUCUUCGCUACUCUCUUCAUCCUUGGCCUGGGAUCCGCAUUUGCACUCCUCGAAACCCUCGUCACCAUGGUUUGCGACACUGACUGGGGCAAGAAAUAUCCCCGUCCGUAUGUUUCGACUGGCAUUGUUAUCGCUUCCUUCCUCAUCUCCCUUCCAUUUUGCACCGAGUUUGGGUACUUCCUGGUUGAUGCUGCCGAUACCUGGAUCAACUAUUUGGCACUAUUCUGGAUAGUCUGGUGCGAGGCAGUUUGCGCGACGACUCUGUAUCGAUACCGGGAUGUAGUGGACCAGUGUGGCCUUAUUUCAUGGUGCCUUUACAACAUCUUCGGCUACAUCGGAGGUACUGUGAUCGGGCUUAUUGUGGCGCACUCCGUUUCACCAGAGGCGGGUGCUGGUGUUGGCUUUGGCAUGUUCAUUGCCGGGAUGGUAUCCUCAGUUCUGUUCGCCUCUGACCCCACCGCAUAUUGCCCCCGGUUCCUCAACAAGAACGCGAUGAUGCGCAAGUUCUGGUACUUGACUUCGUAUUCGGGAAACCAACUUCGGCGCGAUCUCAAUGCGACGAUUUCCACGAGUGGGCAGUGGAAGAUACCUGCCAUUUGGGGUUUCGUUCUCAAGUACAACACUGCCCCCAUCGUCUCAAUCAUUUUCUCCUUCGCCUACCCAAACUUCUAUGCCAAGAACCGUAUGGAUCCGCUUCACAUCGCCGGCUUCACGUUUAUGCACGUUGUGCUUGCAGCCACGCUGGUCGGCCUUGUGAUGCCACGAUGGUUCAACGUGCUGGUCCCGAAGACAAAGGUGACAGAAGGAGUUUAUCCUGUAAUGCCGGGCGUUAUCUUUUCCAGGGCCAAUGCUGCCGGAGCGCUGGAUAUUGACGGCGUUCCUCAGAGCGCUGAUGGUUAUGGGAUCGAUAGGAGAAACACAGAGCAACAGGCGUGGGGCCCAGAUGGGAGCCAGGAAAAGGUGGCUGAUGAGCGCCGACAAGCUGGAAGAUCACUAUCUAAGAGAUUAAAAUAG
Messenger RNA from Colletotrichum chrysophilum, 2076 nucleotides. RefSeq lists its product as uncharacterized. The transcript is spliced from 2 exons. Gene Ontology annotation, biological process: sodium ion transmembrane transport. NCBI's taxonomy places the organism in Eukaryota, Fungi, Ascomycota, Sordariomycetes, Glomerellales, Glomerellaceae. The record is from RefSeq and is a predicted model, not a curated record. Gene Ontology annotation, cellular component: membrane. The coding region runs from base 1 to 2076 and encodes 691 amino acids.